AAGUGAGGGGUGACUCCACAGACAACAACAUCCGGUUUGAGGAUGUUUGGAUUUUAGGACGGUUUUUUUGUCGCGUGUGCUGAGAAAGAUGAGCAGCAGAUGACAGUCUGACAUCCGAGUUUCUCAGUGAAGUCAUGAUGGCGAAUCCAGUCAGUGUUCAGACCCUCAGUAAGACAUGGGAGCUGAGUUUGUACGAACUCCACCGAACGCCACAGGAGGCGAUCAUGGACAGCACGGAGAUCGACGUGUCUCCCAGAAGCCUCCACAGCGAGCUGAUGUGUCCCAUCUGUCUGGACAUGCUGAAGAACACCAUGACCACCAAAGAGUGUCUGCAUCGCUUCUGCUCCGAGUGCAUCGUCACCGCGCUGCGCUCCGGGAAUAAAGAGUGUCCCACCUGCAGGAAGAAGCUGGUGUCCAAGCGCUCUCUGCGCGCCGACCCUAACUUCGACGCGCUGAUCUCUAAGAUGUACCCGAGCCGUGACGAGUACGAGGCGCACCAGGACAAGGUUCUGGAGCAGCUGAGUCUCCUGCACAACAAAGAGGCUCUGAGCAGCAGCAUCGAGCAGGGGCUGCGCAUGCAGGCCAGACACAGAGCCCAGCGUGUGCGUAAGCUGCAUGCGGAGAGCGAGAACGCCACGCUCAGCGGCGGUGAGGACGAGGUCUCGCAGGACUCCGGCGUUCCGCUCCACACCAGCAGCGCCGCGGAGCCUGGCCCUAGCCGCGCCAGAAGAGCGUCUGACGACUCCGUAGCCGAGGCUCCUGCUCCGCAGCGCUGCGAGAUCGAGCUCAUAUUCUGCCCACACCCCCUGCUGGUCAGCCGCCAACAGUACAGCCAGACACGAUACGUCAAAACCACAGCCAAAGCCACGGUGGACCACCUGUCGAAGUACCUGGCUCUGCGCGUGGCUCUGGAGGAGGGUUCGAGCGGCACGCCGGAGGGAGCUCUGCGGCACGUCAGCGAGAAGCAGUUCACCAUCUACAUCAGCACAGCGGCGGGACAGUUCACCACACUGAACGGCUCGCUGACGCUGGAGCUGGUCAACCAGAAGUUCUGGAAGCUCUGCAAGCCUCUGGAGCUCUUCUACGCUCCCACAGACCAGAACCAGACGCCUCAGCUGCGACAGAUGGACGACGAAAGCCCAGGACAAUCAGCUCUGACCUAAGACUCUUUCCGUCCUGCUCUACUGAGGCCAGCACAGGUUCAGUCAGUCCUCAUCACUCACCCUCGUGUCAUUCCACACCCGUAAGAUCUCCGUUCAUCUUCAGAACACAAAUUAAGA
Sinocyclocheilus rhinocerous is the source of this 1280-nucleotide messenger RNA. Its product is annotated as E3 ubiquitin-protein ligase RING2-A-like. Gene Ontology annotation, molecular function: ubiquitin protein ligase activity; chromatin binding. The transcript is spliced from 7 exons. Gene Ontology annotation, cellular component: PcG protein complex; ubiquitin ligase complex. Lineage: Eukaryota; Metazoa; Chordata; Actinopteri; Cypriniformes; Cyprinidae. Bases 135 to 1163 code for a protein of 342 amino acids. Gene Ontology annotation, biological process: negative regulation of DNA-templated transcription. The record is from RefSeq and is a predicted model, not a curated record.